AUAGCGCUCCUCUCAUCUGUCUUCAGUCUCUCUCGAGUAUCGCUGUUAUCUCUCUCCGCGUGCAGCAGACUUUCACCGUGUUUUUGGUUUCUUCAAGUUUCAUUUGUCGAUAUUUGGAAAGUGUCGGACGUGUUUUAACACCUGAUCAGUGUCGGAAAUCUACUUUGUGAGAAAGCGUCACGAUGCCUCAGUGAUUGUUGGCAUCAUCUCAGCCCCUCGAGAGGUUCAUGGGAAGAAGGCUGUGAGCGGGGAGGACUUAAGAGAGGAGGAACAGCAGAGGAUUCUAUCUGGACCCUAUGAGUGUGCAGUGAGGAGUAAAUACGUUUCUCUCCUCAGGAGUUUGGUGGUGGAUGUUUGUGGAGGUGAGGCGCCCGGCUGCAGCGAUGGUGUUUGAGGCGAGGCUUCCUCCCUCCUCACCUUUGACCUUUCCUUCACGAUGUCUAAAGAACUCACCGUCGCCUCCUACAUCGUGCUGGAGCUGCUGAUCGCCGUGUUCUCCGUGUUGGGAAAUGUUCUGGUUUGUUGGGCCGUGUGCCUCAACAGCAACCUGCAGAGCAUCACCAACUUCUUCGUGGUGUCCCUGGCGGUGGCAGAUAUCGCCGUCGGGGUCCUCGCCAUCCCCUUCUCCAUCGCCAUCAGCACCGGGUUCUGCUCCAACUUCUACGGCUGCCUGUUCAUCGCCUGCUUCGUUCUGGUGCUGACGCAGAGCUCCAUCUUCAGCCUGCUGGCCAUCGCCAUGGACCGCUACAUCGCCAUCAAGAUAUCACUCAGGUACAACAGCUUGGUGACGGGGCAGCGCGCUCAGGGCAUCAUCACCAUCUGCUGGGUGUUAUCCAUCAUCAUCGGCCUGACCCCCAUGAUGGGAUGGCACAAACCCCCCGACAGCAGCAACAGCUCCUUUUGCCCCCCAGGCCUCAUGUCGUGCCUGUUUGAGGACGUGGUGGUCAUGGAGUACAUGGUCUACUUCAACUUCUUAGCCUGCGUGCUCAUCCCCUUGCUGCUGAUGCUGGGGAUCUACCUGUGCAUCUUCAUGGCCGCUCGCCACCAACUCAAAUUCAUGGAGGUGAAGGCGGUGCACGGAGGGAAGUCUCGCUCCACGCUGCAGAAAGAAGUCCAGGCGGCGAAGUCUCUAGCGAUCAUCGUAGGACUUUUCGCCGUCUGCUGGCUUCCUCUACACAUCAUAAACUGUUUCACGCUCUUCUGUCCGGAGUGCGCUGCUCCUCCACAGUGGAUCAUGUUCGUGGCGAUUAUCCUUUCCCACGCCAACUCCGUCAUCAACCCUUUUAUCUACGCCUAUCGAAUCCGGGAGUUCAGGCAAACCUUUCGCAGGAUUAUCCGCCGACACAUCCUUCGAAAGCAGGAAACCUUUGAGAGCGGCAGCAGCAGACGCAACUCCGUGAGACUCAAAGCGGACGGGAUACACUUUGACGCUUGUACUGAACACAGCAGCAGCAACAGCAGCUGUGAAAGCUCCUGCAGAUGUUCCUCUCACAUCUCGACUGUCGGGGGAGGUUUGGUGGCGGUUUCUCGGCCUCCUUUAUCAGUCAUUAUCUCCCAUUGUCCUAAAUUGGGACCCUGUCCACUGCAGGCCCUCAGACACAUCCCUGGAGGCCAUCAUCCUCUUCAGUAUGCAGAGCAAGAGCACGACAGCGCAGGACAGGAAGUGGAAGAGGAGGCGAGGUCGGCACAGGCGGAAUCGCUGUACGACGAACAGGAGAGGAAGUGUUGCUUUAUAGAGCUGGCGAACAUGUCAUGACGCAUGCAGAAAAACCCGGUUAUCGGAUGAUUGAAUUCAUCAGCCUCAAAGGUGUGGGUCAGAAGCUCCAGCUCCUACUGUCAUCUAUUCAUCACCAAGAAAAAAAGGGGUACGAGAAGAAACAACGACAUUUAGUGGGCGUAGUGCGUAUGACAGGACAGGAGCAAAGGCCAUUUUAAACGUUGCGGACACGUUCCUGAUGAUGCAAAUCACGAUAUUAGUCCCGUCCACGAGGGUCCUGUACGUUCAGCAAAAGCCCCUAAUGCGAAUCCAGUUUUGCUCCACUCUCCAGUCCAGUUAUUGGCGUAUGAACCUGUUUGCCUAAAAGAAGAUGAAAAGACACAAAACUGGAGGAUUGUUUAGGAGAGAGGUUCAGGUUGUGUGAGGAGACUCGCCAUUACGGACGCUACAAACGUGAAUGAAUUGUGUCUUUACAGGAAAACAAAGACAGCCAAAUGGCAAACACUGUAACGUGGAUUGUGGAUCGGUAAAAGCCAGACAGACGUGCAAAGUUAAAAUACUUCACAAGACUUUAGGUGAUGAACUAUACACAUCAAGAAAAUCCUUAAUAAAACCAAACACAGUCUCGUCCCCUCACAGUUUAUUCCAGCUUGUUUUUAUUCAGCUCCCAAGAAGGGGAAGUUAUUUAAGAAAAUGAAGUCUCUGCACUGUUGUUGAAAUGUCGUUUGUUUGUUGCCUUUAACGUGUUGUUGCCUUCGUGUUCACAAGGUUGAGUUUCACUUUUCAUUUACAAAUGAAUCUUUUUUGAAUCCACAUUCCCCGCCGUACUCUGUUUAUAUCACAUUAAAGUGAACAUGUUUCUGUAUUGCACUUACAAAACAAGACAUUUACAGACGUCAUCUUUGAUUUUGAGAAACUAGGAUGAAUUUCUUUUUGUAUUUUCAACAUUUGCUAAACUAUUAAAUGAUGAAUUAGUUGCAGCUCUACAUUAUUUUCUUAAUGAACCAUCAUUUGCGUGGUGCACAGACUUCAAUCUGCGAAGCAACGUUCACGCUCGUUUGCAAAAACCUUUUUCACAUCCCUUUCUCUCACACUGAAAUCCAGCUUCACCCACAUCUGCGUGUAUUUAUCUGUCGUACGUUUAUCUUCAUGUCGGAACAUGUCUUUUUUUAGACUGAAGUUGUUCACGUGUGUUUCAUAAUAAUGUGUUAAAGUCAAGGCCCCAAACUCGGUAAUAUAUUCCUAACUCUGUGUUUGGGUCUGCUAAAAGUGUGACACUGUGACUUAUUAUAAGUUAUUUCUCAUGUUGUUGACUUCUGAGUUUGAUGAGUGGAUUGUUAAUGAUUAUAUUUAAAGGAAUACUUCACAUCCAAUCAACGACUCACCCGGUGUUUCCUUACAUUUGCCUCCACGGUAAAUGAAGAAUUGAAAAACAGAGAAAAGUCUUGAUGAAUUGAAGUAAAGUAACUUCAAGAACAUAGUGACAUCACUAUAUAACACCUGUGCUUCUAUUGGCUAGCGCUCCAACACAUUGUACGUGAUAGGCUAAGGGGCGGGACAUCUCUUAGUGGUUGACUAAUCACAACAGAGCCGGCCAGCUAACCAAUCAGAACAGACUGGGCUCUGGUUUCAGACAGAGGGUGAAAAGAGGUGCUGCAGUAUGAGAAAAUAAAGAGCUUUUUGAACAUUAAAGCAUGGAGACAUGUCCCAGUAGAGACACUACAUACUGAUAUGAAGCUGAAAAUGUCCUCUUUAAUUAGUAACGUUUUACUGAAAAUGCAUUUGUUUAGGAUUUACUCACUCUACUUCAAUUCAUCAAGAAUGGUCUCUGUGUGUGUAUGCUUUGGUAAGAGUUGAGGCAUGUGAGCAAAGAGUUAUUAAUACACGAUGAUCCUUUUAUUGGUGAAAUAUCCCUUUAAACUCAAACCCAUGACUCAAGCCUUUUUUUUGUUUCUCUGCUGAAUGUUUUGUCACAUGCAGGCGAGCACAAAGUCCCGCCUUUAAAUAAAUUCCUUUUCCAUUUUU
Molecule: messenger RNA, 3742 nt
Organism: Trematomus bernacchii (emerald rockcod)
Lineage: Eukaryota; Metazoa; Chordata; Actinopteri; Perciformes; Nototheniidae
Gene: adora2aa
Product: adenosine A2a receptor a
Exons: 3
Coding region: 437-1756 (439 amino acids)
Biological process (GO): adenylate cyclase-activating G protein-coupled receptor signaling pathway; G protein-coupled adenosine receptor signaling pathway
Cellular component (GO): membrane
Molecular function (GO): G protein-coupled adenosine receptor activity
Source: RefSeq, a predicted model, not a curated record